Durio zibethinus is the source of this 2741-nucleotide messenger RNA. Its product is annotated as fasciclin-like arabinogalactan protein 17. The record is from RefSeq and is a predicted model, not a curated record. Lineage: Eukaryota; Viridiplantae; Streptophyta; Magnoliopsida; Malvales; Malvaceae.
CCCCCAAGCCAAAGCCAAAGCCGAAACCCAAACCUUUCUUUUUUCUUCUUCUUUAUUGUUGCAUUAGUAAUAACACUACGUAUUUCUACCCCAUGCCCUUCCGCAUUAUUUUACGAGGCUUGGCCAUUCGGCCUGACCCACUUUUCCGACUCUUCCCCAAGCAUUAAUCAUCAAACUCGUCUUCUCCUUCGCUUCACUUCCUCUCCCUCAAAACUACAAACCCAAAUUCCCCCCAUCUUCAAAAAUCUCAUAUUGGGUUUUUGUCAAGACUGUUUCUUUUUCAGUCAUUUUUGAGCACGAUGGAUUCUUCUAUAUACGGUGUCUCUUCCUCCAAGACCUUCCUUUUCUUCUUGUUCUCCUUUGUUUCGUUUGCCAUUGCUGCAUUGCCUCAAAACCCAUAUGGGAAAUCCUUUGCUUCAUCAACUUCCGGUCAGAUUAACUCAAACUCUGUCCUUGUUGCUCUCCUUGACUCGCAUUACACUGAGUUAGCUGAACUCGUUGAGAAGGCUUUACUCCUCCAAACUCUUGAAGAAGCGGUUGGCAAACACAAUAUUACCAUUUUUGCCCCUCGUAAUGAAGCCUUGGAGCAUCAACUCGACCCGGAAUUCAAACGGUUCUUGCUUGAGCCUGGAAACCUUAAGUCCCUCCAAACCCUUAUAAUGUUCCACAUUAUCCCCAAACGGGUCGGAUUCCACCAAUGGCCGGAUCCCAAAACCGGACCUGUCAAACACAACACCCUGUGGAACGACCAUCUACACUUGACUUCCCAAUCCACGGGCAAGAAAACUGUGGACUCAGCCGAGUUGAUUCGACCCGACGACGUGAUCCGACCCGAUGGAGUGAUUCAUGGGAUCCAGCAGCUCCUCAUUCCCCGUUCCGUCAUAGAAGACUUCAACAAGAGACGUAAUCUACGAUCAAUCUCCGCCGUAUUACCUGAGGGUGCGCCGGAAGUGGAUCCUCGCACCCACAGGUUGAAGAAGCCAGCGCCAGUCCCAGUUGGAGCACCACCGAUACUCCCAAUCUACGACGCAAUGGCUCCAGGUCCUUCUCUGGCACCGGCACCGGCUCCGGGACCUGGCGGACCUCAUCAUCAUUUUGAUGGUGAAAGCCAGGUCAAGGAUUUUAUCCAAACUUUAUUACAUUACGGCGGGUAUAACGAAAUGGCUGAUAUUCUAGUAAACUUGACUUCUUUAGCAACGGAAAUGGGGAGACUAGUUUCCGAAGGAUAUGUUAUAACAGUCUUGGCUCCGAAUGAUGAAGCCAUGGCGAAGCUUACUACAGAUCAGUUAAGCGAGCCGGGGGCGCCUGAACAGAUUAUUUAUUACCAUAUUAUCCCUGAGUAUCAGACCGAGGAGAGUAUGUACAACGCGGUUAGGAGGUUCGGGAAAGUGAGAUAUGAUACGCUUCGUUUGCCGCAUAAGGUAGUGGCUCAGGAGGCUGAUGGUUCAGUGAAAUUUGGACAUGGUGAGGGUUCAGCUUAUUUGUUUGAUCCGGAUAUUUAUACGGAUGGGAGGAUUUCGGUUCAGGGAAUUGAUGGGGUUUUGUUCCCGGAAGAAGAGACUGAGACUGUUAAGAAACCGGCUACUGUUAAGGUCGCCUCCAAGCCCAGGAGAGGAAAGUUGUUGGAAGUAGGAUGUUGGAUGCUUGGCACUCUUGGACAGGAUUCACGAUUUCGAUUAUGUCAAUGAAUCUAUAAAAAAUUUUAGUGUCAAGAAAGGAAAAAAAAAAGGAAGGAAACCACAUGAAACAACCGAAACAAAGGUGAACAAUACUUUCGCUGGGUAAAGAUGCUUGUCGUUUGCAUUUGUAGGGUUAAAUUUUGUGUCAUAAUACACUGGAAGGGAGGCCUGAUGAUGAUGCUUGAUAUCUUCAAAAAAAUCCCAACAGAAUAGAAAGUAUGGUGUUAUUUUGUCAUGAAUACUGUAGUUACAUACCAUUUUUUUAUUAUUUUAUUUUUGUGUAUGAAUCACUGCCUCUUAUAUAUGCAUAAUGCAUGAACAACCUUGGAAAAACCUAUCUUUUCAUCGUAUCAAGUAUUCAUUUGUUAUUAUUAUUAUUUUUUGGAUUGUUUGUGCAUUAAUUGCUUGUGCAAUUUUCUCCCGUUCUUAUUAAUUACUCUGCUAUGCCUGGUGGUGGUUGUAUGGUUAACAAUAACAACAAUAAUAAUACCAACAGCAGGUCGCUGGUCUUUAUCAUUGGUUGGUGUUCCCGUCGUCGUCAUCAAUGAAAUGGUACAUAAUAAUCAAAACUUUGAUUAAUGUUUCUUCAAGGGAAUCCUAUGCACAUUUGGCAAUUUUCAAGUGAUCUUUGAGAUAAGAUUUCUAGCUCAUUAGGCAAGCUCUUUUUCGCAUUCAGGGUAGGGAAAUUUUAAUGUGAAAUUUUUGGUUGGCUAUGAAUUAGGCUUUAGUCAUUGUCUUUGACAAUACUAGUGGUAGGUGGGUUUUUUACUGUUACAACUAAGGAAAAGUCCAAAAGCAAUGAAACAUGGGGUGUAGUCUGCUGCAGAAAUAUUUCUGCUGGAUACUGCCUGUAGACUUUGGGUUGGUGGCCCCAGCUCACACUGUUACCUGGCUAGACUGAUUGGGAGUUUGCUGAGACAAUUGUUCAAUGUUAUUCAAGGCUAACUGCACUGUUGGUUCCAACAUAAAAAAAUAUUUUUUUUCAAGUGGCGCAAAUGGUAGAAUAAUCAAUCUCAUAUGAACAAUAUUAUAUAUUUUUUUAUACAUGUGAUAUUGAGUGAC